ACGGUAAAUUGUUCCAUAAAAAUACAAUUCUGUUAAAGUAUGAGUUUCGGAAGAGGGCGGUUUUGCACAGGUUUGGACGAAGAUUACCAGAACUGGAACUCGAACGAGUGGAGUGGUGAAGAGGUUUGGUAAUGUCGUGGUUGAUGUCAAGUUCGUACAACCCAGAUUUCCAUUUGUAGAGGAAUAUGAUGUCUUUAAUUUCAUACCAGGAUGAGAAGGGGAUUAGAUUCAGUUUUUUCAAGCGACCCGCAACGUACGACAAUUCAUAGUUCUGAAGAAUAAACUUUGUUGCUCGACGUCGAAUUCCUUCGUACCUUGAUGAGCCCAGACUUCGCAACCAAACGAUAAGUGAGAGCGGACCAGAGCCAAAAAUGCACGUCAGUGAGGUGGAAACAAUUGCGUCGCAGAAACUCGAGCAUUCUGUUGCCUUUAGAAACGAUAUUGAUGAUGUGUUGAGACCAUCUUAUAUUGUCGCUCACCAGGAUACCCAAAUGCCUUGUGUGGGGGACGACUUUAUAAGUUUCUGGUUUAGCGAGUAGUCUUGAAGUGGAACGAAGGUUUUCUUUCGCGAAAAUCUGAGAGCAACACACUUCUAGGCAUUGAAAUUUAAGUCCCACAUCUUAGACCAUUGGUGGAGGGAAUUUAGGGCAUCCUGAAGAAGAUCUCCGUAUCUCGUGGUUGGGUAAUUCUGUGGUGGUUAUAACUGCAUGUGCAUAUCAGACUGAUUGAGUGGUAUCAGUGUUUAUGCUGUAUUUUAUGGAAUUAUCUUUGACUAUGUUCGUGUUAUAAAAUGUGUCUUGUAUAGACUGUGUAUCAAAAAAAUAUUUUUAUAAAUAUUGCUGCUACCUCAUUACUUAAUGCAUGGAGGCCGAAAAAAAAGAUAAAGCCGUGAUUGUAAAUAAUAUACCGCCUGAUAUAUACGCAUUUCCUUGAGGUUGAAAAAUUAUGAACCAUUGAAUUAAAAGUAUACGUAUUUUCAAAGAUACAUCUUCGACAGUUUUAAAGUGAGCAUCCAGUCUUUGUUUUGCAGUGUCCACAUGUUUACAUUGUUGGACCAGGAACUGGUCCCCAAUCGCUGCUAAUCUUGUUGUUGUUGUUGUUGUUGUUGUUGUUGUUGUUGUUGUUGUUGUUGUUGUUGUUGUUGUUGUUGUUGUUGUUGUUGUUGUUGUUGUUGUUGUUGUAAGGGGGCGACGGUCUUUGAAAAAACCCUAAGGCUCCGUCAUUACUUGUCUGAUCGGAAUGAAAUUUGACACAAGUAUUCUAAGCAAUAUUCCGCAUCGAUUGACGGUGUUCGAUUUUUCAUUUUUGACUUUAGAAGCAAGAUACAAGCAAUUUUUGACUGUAUUCGUAGCAAAUAAUAUAUACAUAUCAUUAAUAUGCAGCAAACGAUAAAAAAGACAUUGUCUUGUCUAUUGUUGUGAACACAAUCACAAUAGUCUAAAGCUUCUCAAGAAUGUGAACGACUAAUUAUAACAAUUAAUUAUAAGCGUUAAGUUGACUAGAUUUAACACGCUGGCUUAGUUUCUCAAAGCGUAGUGGAGUAAUAUUGCUAUCUGGCUGUCAUAUAAUAUUCAUAGUCCGAUAGAAAAUCGUGAACCGUAAAAACAAAGACAUGAAAAUUUGUUUUUAGCACAAGCAUGCAGUUAUGAAGCCAUGACUAUAAGCGAGAUGAAAUUGCAUUAACCUGGCAACAAUUCAGAUAAUUUGUUACCUUAACUUAUUUUGUAAUUAAUGGCAGGCACGGCAAGGCAAAAUUUGAUGUACGGCAAAAGUUAGCUGACUUAGGCACGGCAUGUUUAUUCUAAAUAUUGUGGGACAUUUAACUUAUCUAUCGAAUUCAAAUGCGAGGAAAUACUUUUGAAAACUGCGCAUUUUAGUUAUCUAUGCUUUGUCCAGAUUUACACCUCAUUUAGGCUAUAUACACACGGCACUAGACACAUUUUGCCCGGAUAAAGUGUAUCUUGCAUGACCAAAUUAAAGCAAAACAUUUAGCGAACUCAGUCUACGUUGCAAACUUCGAGAACAUUAGUUUCACAAGUGUCUAGUUAUUUGUUUAUCAAGUCAAAAUCUCGAAGGUUUUGAACGUUUAACGAUUUGCACAAGAUCGAAACUGGGUCGCGCAGUUCCUGGUCCACUAUAGUACGAUCGUACUUGUUAUUUGUGACAAAAAGUUACGUUUCAAAAUUUGGCGCGUAGCCUACUAUUAGUAAAUCGGCACAAAGUUUAUCAACGUUUGCAAACAACAAAUCUAAUGGCAUAGUUUAGAAACCGAUAAAAGUGAAAACAUACAAACGUUGACGACUGACUACUUUGAUAUGAAAAUAUGUUUGUGCCGUGAAUACCCAACUUCAAAGUAUACAUUUUAUUUGUUUGUUGACACUUGACACUUGACCAGUGUUUUUGUAAUUUAAAAGCAAACAGAAGUAUAAAAUAGAAGUUAGCGGGCGCUUCGAACUAUGUAUCGUAACAUCCAACUCCUGGUAUUUGAAAUUUAACGUUUUCUGUGGAAGCAUGUAAUUUGAUACUUUGCCACUCCUUUUUUGCGCAAUUAAUUUUUGUAAAGUCACUUGACCAGCCGAUACCAGGGUCCUUCCACAGGGGCGCUGCGCUACAGGUGGUGGCGGGGGAAGGGUGUGUGUGUGUGUGUGGGGGGGGGGGUGCAACACCACCCCACACUGGUCAGUAGAUCGGCAAAUUGUUAUCUCAGUCGGCAAAACUGGAUUGGCUAAAGGUAACCACUGAAGAAACCAAAAUUGACUUCCUGAAUAAUUGAAUUCAUGCAAACGGAAUAUCACGAAUAGCAUGCAUCAAAGAAACCACACAUGCAGCAACGCAAAUUCUUUCGAACACAGUAUCUUCACUUCUUCCAGUCGAACCUCGUACCCAGGCUCUUUCCACUACGCGCCUCGCUGGAGGAAAGAACCUGGUCCAGGCUGGUUACGUGUCUCCUAGAUUUUGGGAGAUAACAAAAUUUACAUAAGGGUGGGGCUAAAUUUGUGUUGCCGAUCUAGUUGCCGAUAUUAAUUCGAUAAAGUUCAGAGAGUGUGCAUUUUAACAAAUACAUGUAAUUUUAACGAAUAGCAAGAGCUUGUUUGCAAAAUCAAUAAGUGAGAUGUCUUUGUAUAUGUAUUCUUUGUGGAUUAUUGCACCUGCGACGUGGCUACGCAAGAUCUGCAUACUGGAGUCUUUCAGUUUCAUAUUGGGAUAACCGCAAAGAAUUACUAGGAAAGGAUUUGUAAUAUACUCAAGGACAAGCAAAGAACAUUUGCCUAGCAGCCAAAAGCGAGUCUAUUGUAAAUUGCCGUAAAUUUUAAUCAAUUAGUGGAACGACUCGAUAACACGACAUAUAUAUAUAUAUAUAUAUAUAUAUAUAUAUAUAUAUAUAUAUAUAUAUAUAUAUAUAUAUAUAUAUAUAUAUAUAUAUAUAUAUUUUUUUUUUUAUAUGUAUAUAUAUAUAUAAUUCAGUCAAGGUUUGAAUGUUUGCGUCGCUACUCUGAGUUUCACGCUUUACGCGAUCAUCAGGCAACUGACAGAUAUUAUUCAAUAUUCAUAAUAAAUAUAGGUUAUCAUUUUACAACUUGAUUAAGCAGGUAUCUGAUUACAUGUCUACAUACAAUAAAGUGGUCCAUUAUGAAGAAAGUCAAAGCAUACAAACCAGGAUCUAAACGGUGCAAUUUAUGCCUCGAGGAGAAACUACUUAUUAUGAAAGCGAAACUGAAUGCCUGAACAAACGCUCUGACUUGUUUUCCAAAUGUAGACAUGUAACCAGAUACCUGCUUAAUCAAGUUGUAAGAUGAUAACCUAUAUUUAUUAUGAAUAUUGAAUAAUAUCUGUCAGUUGCCUGAUGAUCGCGUAAAGCGUGAAACUCAGAGUAGCGACGCAAACAUUCAAACCUUGACUGAAUUAUAUAUAUAUAUAUAUAUAUAUAUAUAUAUAUAUAUAUAUAUAUAUAUAUAUAUAUAUAUAUAUAUAUAUAUAUAUAUCAUCCCAUGAGUACUGUCUUAUUGAAAUACGACGAAUAUUUCGAAAUGUAUUUUUAAUUCUUCAUGCACACAUGUUUUUAAUAGAGAGCUUGGCGAGUAGGCGUUCAUACGCUAAAAGACAAACGAUGGGCAAAAGAAGAAAUAAGCUAUAUAAUGCAAUAGAGAGUAAAUAAACUUGCUAUUUUAAAACUGUAUGUAUAAUGAUUCUUUUGAUAUAAGAAAGAAAAUAUGAAGCGAAGACAUUGAUAAUAUAUUUCACUGGGGAAACAAUCGACUGCAAAUAAAUACGCAAACAAUCGACUGCAAAUAAAUACGCUCCUAUAAAUACCCAAAACUGAUAUAGGAUUUAUUAGAGAGAAUAUCGAGCUAAAUACUCUGUAUAUUAACGUACUUAUUUAUUUUUAUUCUUCAUUGAACAUGUUCAGUUCAACAAAAUUAGAAAAUCGACCACAAAGUAGGCCUACUUUACGCGAAUAUAAACAGCGGUUAUUUUAUAAUCGCUGACAAAUAUCAAUUAAAAUCGAAUCACGAUUCUGGUUAAACCAGGCAAAUGUUCUGACGAAUAUAACACUCAACCGCAAUUUUCUGAGGAUUCUGCCUAUUCUUGUGGAUAUGUAUAGAACUAAACCCGAGACUGUGUCGUUGAGUGAGCUUCGAACGGAGCCAAAAAUAAAUAUUAUGAACAAUCACCUUUACUUUAAAAUAAUUUGGCUCCACAGGAUUUUUUAAAAAUUGUCAAAAUAAUUGACUAUACUAAGAGAAAUCAUUUUUUUAAAUGAAAUUUGGGGGUCACCGAUCUCGUUUAUACGAGUUAAAUUACUUUAAAACCAAAAUAUCCGCCAUCUUGAAAUGUCAUUGUUGCCAUAGCAACUGCAGUUGCGUAAAUUUUGUGCAAAAAUUCAAACUCUUUAAGCCUGGCGCACACGAUGCGAUUUUAGUCGGCCGAUAAAAAUCGUUUGACUAAAACUUUGUGUGCGCUGUAACCUAUUUUUGUUGCUCGAUUUUAAUCGGACAACAUCAAAACGUUUUGAUUUUAUCGGUGGAAUUUUAAGUAUAACCAAUCAGAUUUCAUGCUGUGAACACGUGCUUGUAUUUAUUUGGCAACAUGGCGACUACAGUUCAGGGAGCGUAUUUUUUUCUUAAUCGUGUGCGUAGUAUACCGAUUUAUAUCGGUAUGUCAAACGAUUUUUAUCGGCCGACUAUAAAUCGCAUGGUGUGCGCCAGGCUUUAGAUGUUGUUUUAUAUAGUUAAGCUACCUUUUGUUUAUCAAUAAAGGAAUACCGAAUGGUUUCCGUGUAGGAUUGCGUGAUCCAUGCACGCGGGAUGUUGCGAGACUUUCGGAAAGCGUGAAAAUCGGCGAGUGUAUGUUUAUACCGCGCUUUCCGAAAGUCGAGCAACAUCCCAAGUGCAUGGAUCAUGCUAUCCUGCACGGGAAAACCAUUUGGUAAUUGUUUUAUAAAAUUACUACAGUGAAACGACGGUUAACCUGAUUCAAAUUACUGAUGAAAUGUGCAGUUCUCACAACAAUCGUGAAUUAACCAAUCGGAGAAUCGCUAUUCCACGCUAUUGAAAACAACAACAAAUGUGAACAGAAUUUGAUCACAAAUUCGCAAAAAUAUACAGCGAAAAUACACAGACUUUUACGAUAAGAUAUACGAAAUUUGGAAUGGAAAACCCGCUAAACAGAGAGCCAAAGUAGUUUUGAAGAUUCUCGACCUGAAUACUUGAAGAUUGCGAUGUGUAUGAACUUUGAAGCGAGAGAUGUUGUACUUGCCAUUGUCUGAUGAAUGUCUACUUGCUGAACAGCAAUGUAUCGAUCAGAAAUUUAUUCAUACAACUAAACCAACGACUCAAUAAUUGCAAAUUUACUUCAAAGUCGAAAGGUAUGGUACAAUGAAACUUUACAAUGCGAGUAAAUUUGUAAAAUUAUAUGCAUGAAUUUCUGUUCAGAAUUUCCCUUGCAGGAUUGUCUGAAACAUUGCGUGUUUCACUGUAGUUAUUAUAUAAUAACUAAUAAUUGUCCAAAAAUAUGCAUCUAAGUCGCGAAUUUUCCAAUUUUUUAAAAACUGUAAUGAGCCGCCUUUACGCCUUAAUUGAUGGAAUAGAUCUUUUUAUUUCUAUUUCUUUAUCUUCCCAACUGCAUGAGUUUAUAACAAUCAACGUUUAAAAUUAGCAUAUUUAUUCAAUUUGCUAGGAGGACCUCAUAGGAUCGUUGUAUUAUUGCAUGUAAAUUUUAAUUGAAGUAUAAUAGCAAAUUCGACAGCUCAAGAUAUAUCCAUUAAUAUAUACGUACAACUUUGCAUUUAGAUAUAUCUAUUAAUUAGUUAUUAUUAUUAAUUACAAUCACAUAUUGAUCAAUGCCCAAUUAAAAAGUUCGAAAUUUGCAUUUAAGAAAACAUUAUGUCUUUCUAACCACCAGUGGCGUGCUGGCAGGGAGGGGCCGGGGGGCCACGGCCCCCCCAGCUGGCAAUUUUUUUGGGGCGCAAAAAUGAAAAGGGGGCGCCGAUCCCGCGCCGAAUUUUGAAAGUAGGUGGGAAGAAACGCAUUCGAAAAAAUAUAGUUGCUAAUUCCGCCAAGGAAAGAUGUGUUUAUUGACUUAUAAACAGACUAAGCGCAUAGGCGACAAAGUGAGUAUAUUAAAUUGCAGACUAUUUUGUCUAACCGUAUUUGCUACCUCACGACUCACACGAAAUCACUCGUUCAUAUAGAAACAUGAUCAGUGAUCACACGCAAUGUCUCAUUACCGGAAUAUUGAUCAGGCUUCGAAGCGAUCACGGGAAUUAUGCCCUUUUUUGCUGGUAUUAUACCCUUAUAUUAUGCCCUUUAUUAUGCUUCACGAAUCACGAGAGCGGCGCAAAUUAGAUAGUUGAAGUUAUUACAAUGUAAAGUUGUGUAUGCAAUUUAGUUGUUUGCGCAAGAAACAUUAUGAGUAAUGUAAGUAAUCAGAUAAUGAUGAAACACGCCCUUUUGGCAGCCAGGCAAGGAAACCUUAAAAUGCAUAUGCGUGGGUUCCGUGUGUUAUUGUAUAAAAGAGCUGUAAGUUGUAAAUGUAUUCAGAUCAGUAGAGAAUAAAAUUGGGAUUAGAUUAAUUUCUGGAAUUAAGUGCUGCUACUAAUUUCUAACCAAUUUUCAAAUUUCGACACGUUGUAAUGCCCUUUCCUGACCAUCAGAUUUCUGUCAAAUCUUCCCCCAAAGUCCAGGAAAUGACAUUUCAGAGACUCUAGAUUCAAAAAUUUGCCUGGGCGGGCAUGCCCCCGGACAGCCCUAGAACAACCCCGCACCUGCGGCGCUCGGCUCGUGUCUUCGACCCUCGUUUAUCAAGGGUAAUAUUAUAGGGGCGCAUAUUAGUUGCCAGACGACUGGCCCCCCCAGAAAAAUAGUACCCAGCACGCCACUGAGACUACUAUUUAAUUCAAUACAAAGGAAGGGAAUCAGAGAGCAACGAAACAUUUCAUCGUCAUUUGAUUGACAUGUUUACGCUCAGCGAGUACAUUUCUUUCGGUUAGGAGUUUUCCCCGAGAUUAAUUCGUACAUUCUAUAAUAUAAAACGAAACUUUAUAUAACAGUUUAAGGUAAACAAACCAAUGAAAAUUAUGUCUGUAGUAUGACUAAUUCUGAAUUUUCUAAUUUCUUUGAGACAUUAUAUUUACAGGAGGUAAACAAAGCGAAUAGAGCGAAGUUCGUAUGUCACAAUCAGGACUCAUGGCAUUGAGGCGCGCAGAAUUCGAACACACUGGACACACUGGUAUUGAAUGACUAUCCUUGAAGCCAAACUGUACAGUCAAACAAUUUCAUUCGAGUGCAAAACCAAAGAAUAAUGAUGAAAGACAUAUAUUUACAUAAUCAAGCUUCAUUCAGUGUAGUGUAAGGUGGUUUUAUUUGUUAAUAUCAAGAAUUAUGUUUACCGAUAAAGUAUGCUCGAUUUCGACACAUUUUCAAAUUUUACAAAGUUUGCGCGCUUGUCAUUUUUGUCAAAUGGUAGAACAGAAAGAUAUUAUUGGCGAUUUGUGUUGACUAAUGUUAGUAGUUUAUAGAAAAGUUAAAGUCAUGUGCCAAUCAAGUGCCACGAUUUUGAAAUAAGCUUUCGAAUUUGACAUAUUUUGAGACGAUAUCCUUUACCGUUCAGGAGGGUCAAUAACUGCGCUGUUUUCUAUUUUAUACCAAAGAAUAAUUAACUAAGUCAUAUCACCCGCGAAAAUAGAAGGAUAAGUCUAUAUUUCUGAGCAAAAAUUUUAAAAUUUAGGUAUGAAUUUGAUUUAAAAAAUAGCGCUGAAAAUAUGUCGAUACUGGCCUUCAUUCGGAGUAUCAAGUUGGUUACCAGUCGAUCGAACAUCAAUCGCCCCCCAAAAUAAUUUAAAGGAAAUUUGAGUAAAAUGACAUCGAUUUUAGUUGUUCCCAAGGAUAGAUCUUCAAAAUACUAGAGUAUGAAAGAAAUCUAUUUUUGAGCCCCAUACUGACCUGGAGGUUUUUACGGAGACAGCCUCUUAUAUAUCUGAUCACAACAUUUAGUUGUAUUUCAUGCAUAUAUGACAUAGUUGUAUUUGUGGCAACUGUCCUGUUUAUAGGUUCAAUAAAAAUGUAUUAAUUAACCCCUUUAAAUGGCAUAAUGCACCCUGAUGCGCCCUACUUUGGUAUUGUAGUCUAAUGCGAGACGAUUUUACUCGUCAAGUGGAGAGUGCUGCCACUCAAUGGGUUAAAACAAUCUGCCCACCAUCCUCUCAACCUUUAAGAAGUGGCAAUGCACACUGAUACGCCCUACUUUAGUAUUUUAAUCUGUCUAAUGCCAGACAAUUUUAUUCGUCUGAGAGUGCUGCCACUCAUUGGGUUAAAACAAUCUGCCCAUCAUCCUCUCAACCUUUAGGAAGUGGCAAUGUACACUGAUAGCCCUACUUUAGUAUUUUAAUCUGUCUAAUGCCAGACAAUUUUACUCGUCUGAGAGUGCUGCCACUCAAUGGGUUAAAACAAUCUGCCCAUCAUCCUCUCAACCUUUAAGAAGUGGCAAUGCACACUGAUACGCCCUACUUUAGUAUUUUAAUCUGUCUAAUGCCAGACAAUUUUACUCGUCUGAGAGUGCUGCCACUCAACAGGGUUAAAACAAUCUGCCCAUCAUCCUCUCAACCUUUAAGAAGUGGCAAUGCACACUGAUACGCCCUACUUUAGUAUUUUAAUAUAGGGCCCUGAAGAGGUAAAAUGGGAACUGGGAUUGAUCUAUUUUUAGACUGGGAAAAUGGGAUCUGGGUUGCUGGGACUGGGAUUUGGCCACUGGGAAUGGGAAAUGAAGUCCUCAAAAAUGGGAAUGGGAUUGAGGUAAUGCGAGUCGAUUCCCAAUUUUUCUACAUUUUAAGUGUUUUAAAAUAUAAUUUUGAUCCGUUUUCGGUGUCUUUGGUCAUGAUUUUUGUUGUUAGCUAUAUUAUUCACAGCACUACCUGCGAACAGGCAUACUCUGGCGCCCGGAAUUCUGGGUUUUCUGAUUAUGCGUGUCUCAGAAUGCUGCAAAUGCCAUUUCCGGGAUUCAUAUUUUAAAAUUUUCUGUGCCUUCGGCACGAGCCCCCCCCCCACCACCCCCUCCCCAUGUUUCAUAAAGUGUCCACCACUUGCACACACGGUGGCUUAAAACGUCUUAAAACUGUUUAUUCUACCGAUGAAUAAAGGGUUUUUUAUUGACUGGGAUUUCAAUAACUCGGACUGGGAUUUCUAAUAAAAAUCCAACUGGGACUGGGAUUUUGCCAAAAUUUCAGGUGGGAAAUGGGAUUGGGACCACCCCUUCAGGACCUUCACUCAAUGGGUUAAAUUCCACUCAAAAUUUCCAUCUACAAAUUCCUUCCAAAUAUAUUUACCCUUUUGUUUGUUUAGGCUGUACUUUUGUUGGCUUUAUUUACCACUACCUUGGCCCGCAGUCCUCUCUACAACCUUUUCAGGCGUGACGUCAAGGGUAGUGCUGAAGGUAAAAGAGACGGUAUAUUAUCCUUACUGAUUUAUAGACUUUUAAUAUACUUGUUCUUUAAUGUUGUUAGAGAUUAUAAGAAUUCUUGCUAAACUCUUCUUUUUAUAUUUCUUUUUAUAGGUAACGACAAGUAAGUAGUUGAUUUUUUUAAAUAUGAUAUGCCUGUGAACCGUUGAACUAUUGAAUGUGUUAGGCUAGUAUAUACAGGGCCAUUGCUCGACAUUUUUGUCAUGUGAUUCUUUAUAUGCUGAGAUGCAAACGAAUUAUAAGUUAUUAUAUAUAAGAGGCGAUGCAUGAAAACCAUUCAAAGCCCAAAUAUGUUUGGCGUAUUUUGUCUUAGCAUUAUCUUCUAUUUCAUACAGUUAUAGUUACCUUUUCAAAUGUAUCUGCCGGCUCAAAAACAUGGAACAAUACAAAAAAGUUAAUGUGCUAUAAUAUUAUAUUGAUGCCAGAUUUAUACAGCAAUAUAAGCAAAACUUGCUGAACUUCAAUCAGGUGCAACUUCCCCUCCCCUCCCCCACCCCAGAAAAUUUACCUAUUAUACUACCAUAAAUUUUGUAGACAAUAUUAUAUAAAUUAUUUUGUGUUCUUUCGUUUUAAUUAAAGGGGUGUCAAAAAGAUUGAGAAGGAAAUUGACGAAGAAAUUGAAAUUGGUGAAGAACUGGCAAAGGACAUUGGAAGAGAGGUUAGUAUUCGAUACUGCAUGUCGCCUUCACCAAACCGACACCAAGAUAGUGACGAUACCUCAACACGUGCAUAUACUACUGACUUUAUACAGCGUGUAUAAAAAAGUGCAUGCACAGUUCUAAAAUGCCCACUAAACUAUUUCGCAGAAUUUGUGACAACUGAAAGGUAUAAAUUUCGAAUGACUUGCGCACAAAAAUGGAAGGUUAGAGACGAAAUUUAAAUUAACAUGCAGGAUACAAAUUUGCAAGGUGUUUUAUGAACUAUCGAAAUUUGCACCCAUUGAAUUCAAAUUGCGUUUUAAAUUUUCCGUUUUUGUGCCAAGCUAUGACUCUGAAAAACAGCCUUGCCGCUCGCAAAAUUUUGUUUUUAGAUUUUUUAGAACAAUUGGUGACAGAGAUACCAGAAGGAACCCAAACUAUCCAUGCUACUAAUAAUAAAGUUGUCAAAAUUUUGCGGAAUUUUUAGUUUUAAUAAAUUAGUUUAAUUAAAACUGUUUUAUACACCCAUAUGUAUACAGUAAAAUCUUCAUAAGAACCACUACGCUGAAAUACAGACAACUAAAAAUUAAAGUACUUAAUGUAUCAUUCAUAAAUUAUACAAUGAAUUAAUUACCCAUCAGUUUACUCUGCUUGGCAAAGCAACUGCAAACGUUUGAAAAACAAGUUUCUCACCCAAUUGUUGUCUAAAAUAUAACCAAAAUUUAAUCAAUUUGCUUUUGAGCAAUGUCGCAUAAAUUUUCGUAAAAUAUGUUUUACUAUUUAACGUUUUAGGAGAACAAAAAAGGGGACGGUGACAUAGCAGUUUGUGCUCUUGGUAAGAAUUAAUUAUUACGAUUGUGACAAGUGACACAAUGCAUGUAUAAUCAGGGACGUAGCGACCGGGGGAGGUGGGGGCUGCAAACUCCACCCGACUGUGAAACUCAUGCAAAAAUCAGGUAAAAUUCAAGUUAAAAUUUUGACAUUUUUAGGUAAAAUUUGCGUAAUAACUUUACAUCCAAUGCGACAGCGAAUUUUUAGAAAUUCAAAAAUGUAAAAUUUUCUGGGGUAGGAGCAAGUGAAUUUUUAACAUUGAAGUUAUAAUUUCAGGUAAAAUGUUUAUCUUCCGACACCCCAAUUUCAGAUGCUACGCUACGUUCCUGCUUGUAUGUUAAAUCAGUUUGCAUAUUAUCAACCUCAAUAUUUAAGACGUAUUGCCUUAUUCCGCCUGAUCCCGACCUAACCUUUAUAUCAUAACCAAAGCUAUUCCCAACACUGAUCCAACCCAGUCCCAAACUGACUUCCCAAACAUUUGUUCCAUAAUACACUUCAAUAAUUACAGCGGCUAUAUUACAGCAAUAAAAUACUUCAUGAAAAUCGUAACUUUAAUCUAAUUAUACCUUAGAACUCUUGAAGGACGUUGGUAAUUUCUUCGAAGGAAAAGGUUGGUUUUCAUCCUUAUGAAUUUCACUGACUUUUCUCGGUUGUAAAUUUUCCUUAGUCGCAUGCGAGGAACGCAGCCCAAUUUGAUUCUACCACGAACCAUGGCCAGAAAUCACGGACAUGAUUAUUCUACUUCCUUACAAACUUUGCAUAUCAUUAAUAUACAUAACCCGUUGAAAUAUGGCUUCGAUAGUAAACAGUAAAUUAUAUUACGCGAUGCUUUAAAUCGCAAAAUCAGAGAAUAUUGGUAGUCGUUUGCAAUUUGCCUCGAUUGCUGGUUGCAGAACACGGUCUGUUGAAAUAUAUCGUGUAGUGUUUGCCUGGUGUAAGUUACUGCCUAUUCUGCAUUUUCGUUUGUUUCUAGUGGCUACAGUGAGGUAUUCUUAUAUAGAGUUAAAUAGACAAAUUCCGUACAAACUAUAACCUCUGUACAAAUACUGAAAAUGCAGAAUGGUCUCUAACUAAAAUCAAGUCAACAUUACGCUAAAUACUUCGACAGUCUUUGAUUUAUAGCCAGCGACUGAGGCAAGUUGCAAACGACCUACCAUAUUCUCUGAUCUUGGGAUUUACCAAGGUUGGGUAGUAGCGAAGUAGUGAUAGUUCGCUACUGUAGCGAACUACAAUUUUCAAGUAGCCAGUAGUUUCUGACUACUUUUUUAAAACAGUAGCUGUAGUUAUAGCGAACUACAUUUUGCGUAUAGUAGCCAAGUAGCUGACUACUUUUCGAACAGCGAAUCGCUAUUCGCUACUUUUUAAAAUUGUUAGCAACUUGAUAGAAUAGCAUGAUAUUGAGACACGGUUUGUUUAAAAUCAAUACUCAAUACUCAAUUUUCACGCCUGAACACUGUAGUGCUUUCAGAAAUGUUGCUUUGUGUUUACUGUUGCCACUCGUAUAAGUGGAUUUGUUUUUGGUUACAUUUCAGCCUGAGUUAGUAGAUGCUCCAAAUACAGUAAAACUAAAAUAUAUAGCGUAGCGAAAUAGCGAAAUAGUUCGCUACAUAUUUUAAGCAGUAGCCUGUAGUCAGUAGCGAACACCCUUUGUUCAAAAGUAGCAGUAGUUGUAGCUGGCUACAUAUUUUUGAAGUAGCUGCAGUUAUAGCGAACUACAAAAAAAUUGUAGUCAACCCAUGGAACCUUGGGAUUUACAGCAUCGCGUAAUAUAAUUUACUGUUUACUGCAGAAGCCAUAUUUCAACGUGAUAUGCAAUUUAGUAACAUUAAAUUCAUCGAACCAAUAACGGAUGACCUUUUUGGACUGCUAGGGAAAACUGUUUGCAAAUGAAUUAGUUAAGUUUCCAGCUCCUGUAGUAACAAAUGAAAUAAUAAAGGGAUGUCGAUCCUUACAUGCAUGACCUCUGUAUCGGACCAUAUUGAUAAAGUUGAUUCAAUUCCUUGAAUAGCAACAUCGAUUAACAAGGAGGGCUUUUAGUACUGAACUUCUUGAGAAAACACUUUAGCCUGAAUUGGGAGGGAGUUUCGCAUUGACAAAGCGAUGUUGUGACCUCUUUUCUCCAAGUUCAAUGUUGUGAAAAAUGUCGAAACAACUUUGCCAAUUUACCAGGACACCAGCUCAACAUUGAAUUGUGGGAAUGGGGGCAUAAAAAGCGCAGCUCAGCAACAUGAAUACAUGAUUUUAUAUGGAAUUAUUCAUAAGGGGUAUGCAAAUUUUGUGUGGAGAGGAAUUAGAUAGUCUCAACCAGUUAUGUCAAAUAAUGAAGAAUAAGAGUUAGUAACUAAUUUAAGAGGAAGAACUGACAUUACUUAAAGACGUUUACCCCGUUGACUGAAGCUGAAUUUCACACAAGGUGUGGCCUGCGUGUCGUGCUUUAUGCUUGAAACAGAGCCUGUACUGAAGCCAACAAGGAGUGGCUUUAUGCAUAGGCUGUGUACUAAUCAUACGCAAAAUGUCCACUGGUCAGAAAUGAAUAGCCUUGCCUUUUAAACUAAAAGCAAAGUUCAAACUUUUGAAUGAUAGUUUUUAAGGUGCAUUUCUGCCUUUUUAAUUGAAAAAACUAAAUAGGAAAAUCAAUUAAGCAUAAUUCAAGAUCAGCAAACUUAAUGUUUUUAAACAUUUUAAAACAUUUUUAUUGUUAAAAACAUUGCGUUUACUGAUCUUGAAUUAUGCAUAAUUGAUUUUCCUAGUUAGUCUCAUGCAAUUAUGUGAACUGAGAUUGUAGAAUAAGAACAUGUCUUGCACUGCAUGGACUUGAUAUUAUCCACAUGAGAUAACAUACGAUACCAUAUGAUAUAAAGAUAACCAUUAAAUUUCUUAAAGGUGGUAAAGGUGGUAAAGAUGAUGACGACGAUGAUGAUGAUGACACAAAAGGUGAUGGCGAGAUCUUGGCAGAACUUGGUGAAACAUUAGCCAAGAGGAUGUUCAGAAUCAAACGCCGUGCGCAAGGAGACACCUUACCUAGUGUUUCUCCAUCUAGCGGUCCUUCUCACAGUCCUUCGCGCCGUCCGUCCAGCGGUGCAACAGGCGGUCCGUCUUGGGGCCCAUCAGGUAAACUUGUAUAUGUUUUGGCUUGUAGAAACGCCAUGCGCAUAUAGAUUUAUUAUUGCAAAGAUUUCCUGCUUUUCCCUCUCACGAACCUUCCUCCUUCGCGCCGUCCGUCCAGCGGUGCAACAGGCGGUCCGUCUUGGGGCCCAUCAGGUAAACUUGUAUAUGUUUUGGCUUUGUAGAAACGCCAUGCGCAUAUAGAUUUAUUAUUGCAAAGAUUUCCUGCUUUUCCCUCUCACGAACCUCGGAAACACGCCGGUAUAUCUAUUUUUUCAAAACUUUCAACCCAAGGUAAACUUAUAUAAGCUAUUAAACAAUUUUUAAAAAAUGGCCAAGAAAUAAAGGGAAACGCUAGUUGUAUUAAAAACAUUAAAAAAGAAAUAUAUUGUGUUUGGAAGAAUUCCCCCCCGGUCAAGCAAUUUCAUGAACGUCUGGCAAAUUUAUGCCCCCCCCCCUUAAAUUUUCUUCCCCCACGCUUAUGUUAGUUUCCUUUCAAAUACUCAUACAGUAUAUUUUUUUUAUUUCUUUCACUCAAACAGCAGGACCAGGGAAGGUAAGACACUAUUCUUUUAUCUUCAGAAUCAAAUAAUUAAUUUGGUAAAUUUGCUCAUAUACUUGAGUAAGGUACAGGACAUUAUUUAUGGCAGGGGGUGGCACCGAAGAGAAAUGUUUUACUUGGUAAAAUUUUACUGAUCCAACCAUUCAAGAGUACAAUAUUUUUCUACCCAACUCAAAUAUCAAUUAAAAUAUAAUAAUUUUAAAAAGCUUUAAAAUGGAUACCAUUCAGUUGUCACACAUGUCCUUUACCACUUCUGUGACAUGGGUUUGAUAAUGGCUUGUGGAAUUUUCUGCAGUCUAAAGUUUCAUGUUGUCUGCACAUGUACUUUCUUUGGAGACACCAUUUACCUCCCGACAAAUUGGAAAAUAAUCAAGAUAGUGACAACGACUGAUUUACAUAUUGUUUUGACAUGUAAUAUUUUCAGUGAAUCAUGCUUUGAAAAUGACAAUAAAUUUUUAUUACCCAACCAUUGAGUCGUUUUGCCAUUUAUUUACCCAACCUUUUACUCAUCCAACACUUUCAGCCACCACACAUCAUAAAUAACGACCACACCCUAAUUUCAUUCAAACUUUUGAGUCACUGUUGGUGUAUUAUUUUAGAGACGUUAUUGAGUCAAAAUACUCAGAGGUGUUUCGUAGUGAAAACUAGACUAUUUAAUUUUUUUUUAAAAAUUUUUGAAGGAAUUAUUAAUGAGUUUUUAAGAACAAAAUAAACUGAAUAAUCAAUUAAAUAGCGCCCUGUUAUUCAUUCGUUAACAAUAUUUUUUUGUUUCUUUUCUAAAGUGUGAUGGAGCUUUGGAAAGAUUCUUCAGGUGCAUGGGAAGUAAGUCGCUUUAAAAGAAUUACUGUAAAUUGAAGUUUUGACUGGAAGGAUCCAAAAAAAUCUUGCCUUUGUUUCCUUAAGAAGCGAAAAUUCUGCUACCCAAUAUACAACAAUAUCAACAACUUAGGCAACAAACGAGUAAAAGUGUCUGGAUUCGUUUGUGACUUAGUAGAGUUGUUAUCUGUUAUCUGUUAAAUGGUUAUUUAAAAUCACCAAAAGACUCUUUUUAAUGACUCAGAUUAAUUUAUUUUCUUUACAGAAAGUAUGGGUGAACGGGAGGAGAACAAAGGCAAGGGUAAUGGCGAGGGUGAAGGCGAGGGUGAAGGUGAAGGCGAGGGUGAAGGUGGAGAAACUAGUGGUGAAUCUGGAGAAACAGUCGAACCAGCCAAACGUCGCGUCCACAAGAGAAAAUUCCACAAAUCUGUCGCCUAAAGAAUUCUCUCAUUAACUUUUUAAUCCUAUGUUUUAAACGUAGACCGACUCAAUUAACUGUGUCAUACAUACAUUCGAUAUUUUUGUAUAAUUUCAUUCCUUAGAAGACGUGAUAUCAGACUGGUUUCUGUAUCGAGAUAACAUUAAAAUACUCUUAAAUUG
Messenger RNA from Paramuricea clavata, 16506 nucleotides. The record is from the annotation of a GenBank genome assembly. Lineage: Eukaryota; Metazoa; Cnidaria; Anthozoa; Malacalcyonacea; Plexauridae.